Molecule: messenger RNA, 1608 nt
Organism: Neomonachus schauinslandi (Hawaiian monk seal)
Lineage: Eukaryota; Metazoa; Chordata; Mammalia; Carnivora; Phocidae
Gene: NEIL1
Product: nei like DNA glycosylase 1
Exons: 10
Coding region: 261-1328 (355 amino acids)
Biological process (GO): base-excision repair
Cellular component (GO): nucleus
Molecular function (GO): DNA N-glycosylase activity; damaged DNA binding; DNA-(apurinic or apyrimidinic site) endonuclease activity
Source: RefSeq, a predicted model, not a curated record
CCCCCGGACCUUGACCCGGAGCUCCGGAGCCCUUCCUGUGACCCCUGUCCUCCUCCCUCAGAGCCGUGGGCACCUGGUUCCAGCGCACCUGCUUUCGCUCCUCCUCGUCCUCGCUCUGGUCCCGAGCAGUGCGUCGUGGCAGGCCGGUCCCCGCCGCGGGCGGAGUCUCCAGCAGCGUUCUCCCAGUUCUCGUCCCGCCGGCGGCAUCGGGUUCCCUCCCUCAGUUGUUGUGGAGCAGGGCCUGGCCAUCCGCGCACAGAAUGCCUGAGGGCCCCGAGCUGCAUCUGGCCAGCCGCUUCGUGAACGAGGCGUGCAGGGGGUUGGUGUUUGGCGGGUGUGUGGAGAAGUCACCCGUCAGCCGCAACCCUGAGGUGCCCUUUGAGAGCAGUGCGUACUGCAUCUCAUCCUCGGCCCGUGGCAAGGAGCUGCGCCUGACCCUGAGCCCCCUGCCUGGGGCCGAGCCCCCACGGGGGCCACUGGCCCUGGUCUUCCGAUUCGGCAUGUCUGGCUCCUUCCAGCUGGCACCCCGGGAUGCGCUGCCGGCCCACGCCCACCUGCGCUUUUACACAGUUCCCCCCGGCCCCCCACUUGCCCUCUGCUUCGUGGACAUCCGCCGCUUUGGCCACUGGGACCUCGGGGGCGAGUGGCAGCCCGGCCGCGGGCCUUGUGUCUUGCUGGAGUAUGAGCAGUUCAGGGAGAACGUGUUACGAAACCUAGCGGACAAGGUCUUUGACCAGCCCAUCUGCGAAGCCCUCUUGGACCAGAGGUUCUUCAAUGGCAUUGGCAACUAUCUUCGGGCAGAGAUCCUGUACCGGCUGAGGAUACCCCCCUUCGAGAAGGCCCGCGAGGUUCUGGAGGCGCUGCAGCAGCGCAGGCCGAGCCCGGAGCUGACUCUGAGCCAGAAGAUCAGGGCUAAGCUGCAGAACCCAGACCUGCUGGAACUGUGUCACUCCGUGCCCAAGGAAGUGGUCCAGCUGGGGGGCAAAGGUUACGGGCCGGAGAGCGGGGAGGACGACUUUGCCGCCUUUCGAGCAUGGCUUCAGUGUUACGGCAUGCCCGGCAUGAGCUCCCUGCGGGACCGGCGUGGCCGGACCAUCUGGUUCCAGGGGGAUCCUGGACCCCUGGCACCCAAAGGAGGCAAGUCCCGCAAGAAGAAAUCCAAGGGAGCACAGCAGGGGCCUGAGCACAGAAUGGAGGAGCCUCUCCUUCCAAGCACGGCCCCUCCCAGGACACGUGGGGCACACAGAGGCCCUCCUGAGCAAAGUAGAGUAGAGCAGCCUGAGGGCACCGGCCUCCAGCAGGACCCAGAGGCCCCCCCGAGUUCCUGAGAAGCUCAGGCCACCGCAGACCCCGAAGGACCAAAGCUACACCCCAUCCUUGGAGAAUGAGGGGACGGCAGCCUCCUAGCCGGAGGGCGUCCUUGCUCGCGUCCACCCGCUUUCUCUGCUGAGCCCUUCGGGGCCUGGGCGGCUCACCAGAAGCAGGCUGGAGCUGCUGGGGGCCAGGUGCCCCUGGCCCUGUGGCUGUUCCCUGCACACCUCUGAUGUUUUUAAUUGUACCCCACCUUCCCCAUUUUUUAAGCCCACAUGAAAAAUGCUGUCAUUUUUA